AUGCGCACCCCCCCCCCGUACCCGUGGCAGCUCGAGUGUCUCUCCCGCGUCGCUCGCACCUCGCGCUCGCUCGUGUACACCGCACCGACGGGCGCCGGGAAGUCUCGCGUCGCCGAUGCGUUGCUCGAGGAAACGCUCGCGAGCGACGGCGGUGGACGCGCGCUCGUGGUCCUGCCCUACGUCGCGCUGGUCCGGGAGCGCGCGAUGGCGCUGGCGAAGACGCUGCGCGCGCGAGGCAUCGGCGUGCGGGCGUACGCGGGGGGAGAGAGCGAGGGAUGGGCGCUGGGAGGAGACGCGCGGUGCGCGGUGACGACGAUUGAAAAGGCGGCGAACGCGGUGUCGAGAGCGCUGGAACGAGGGAGUUUCGAUGAACUCCGGAUCGUGGUCGUGGAUGAGUUGCACAUGGUGAGUGAAGACGAGAGAGGUGGGGUGUUGGAGGGGAUGCUGGCGCGGAUUCGGCACGCGACGCGGUCGGGACGCGCGCGGAGAGGCGGACCGCGAAUAGUGUGCAUGAGCGCCACGGUGAACGCGCGGUCGCUCGAGCGCUUGGCCAAGUGGUUGGACGCAGAGACGUACGUCGGGACGUAUAGACCGGUUGAGCUCAGGGAACACGUCGUUCGCGAGGAUGGGGUGUUCGUGAAGACGGGGGAGGGGUUGACUCGGGUGCGCGACGCGCCGCGAGCGGGCGGGAGCGAGCGCGAGCGCGAGCUCGGCGUCGUCGCCGAGCUCGUCGGAGAGGUUUUCGUGCACGGACACUCGACACUCGUGUUUUGCGCGAGCAAGGCGCAGUGUUCGAACGUUGCGAAGAGACUGGCGGGGAUUUUUCAUCGACAUCCCGCCGCGAUGUCUCUGCGAGAGCGUUUCGUUGAGCGCCUGUUUGACGCGUGCGAGGGCGCGCCCGAUGUCGACUUAGUCCAAGCCAUUUUAUCGGGCAUCGCCUGGCACCACGCGGGAUUGACGACGGCUGAGAAGAAUGUCAUCGAAGAGGGAUUUAGAGACGGAGCGAUUCUGGCGCUGACGUGCACGACGACCCUCGCCGCCGGAGUGAACUUACCCACGAGACGGACGAUUAUCAUACCGGGCUACAUCGCGGGGACGAGGACGCCAUCCAUGGCGCAAUACAAACAAAUGGCUGGUCGAGCGGGAAGGAAAGGGCAAAGCGACGUCGGCGAAUCAUUUUUAAUCGUCAUGAAGAAAGACGCAGUCGCCUGGGCUCAAAAUCUAGUAUGCGGUGAUUUGCCACCUCUGGAGUCGCGGCUGUUUCCUCCAUCCAGAGGCCGAGACGCGCCACCGACGGCGGAACAGAAGAAAUUCUACCUUGAAUCCAUCGCGUGCGGUAUUCUCAAGACGAAGGAAGAUGCUGGCGAGCUCGCGUGUCGCACGUUUGCGUGGACAUCGGAGGACGAUUACUCUUCGAUUCUAUUGCGACAAGAGGUCUCACUGAAGCAAAUUCAUGACGAGGGCGUCGUGAUGGUGCGCCGAACUGGUGAAAAUUCUACAGAGUGGUGCUCGACUCCGGAAGGUUUCGCGUUUUACCGAUGCUCUCUGCCGAUAGCGCACGCAAAAAAGCUGCGAAGUGAGCUCGACGAUGCGCUACGAAACGGUCUCAAUCUCACCUCUCGGACGCAUUUGCUCUUCUUUUGCAUCUCAAACGAAUCAAACUUCCUCGCGAACAACUUAAACUGGCACGUGUGGAGCGACUGGUUAGAGCACGAUAGCGUGCUUCAUCAACUCGGUGAAAAGCACUUGGGAGUCACUCGAGAGUACGCGGAGCACGCGCAGUAUCGCCUUGGCGUCUCCGCAGAAUCGAGAGCUGUUCGUUCUCGACACGAGCGUCUUGCCGCCGCGCAUCUCUUGAGUGAGUUGUUGGCAAACGACGACACCAUCUUCGACAUAGAGCAGAAGUGGUCGCUAAUGUCUAACGGUGCGAUAGAUCGCGGUAAAAUUCAGUCUCUUCAGAACAUGGCGGCGACGACAGCGGGCAUGGCGAGCGUGUUAGCGAAUGAGUGUGGCUGGAGCGCGCUCGCGGGAUUGAUGCUAAAUGUGAGUGAAGAGUUGCAAGCGGGGGCGCGGCGAGAGCUGCUGCCUCUCAUGCGGCUCGAUGGAAUGACUGGAGCGCGAGCGCGGUCGUUGUACAACGCUGGCUUCAAGACGCCAACGAUAAUCGCUUCGCUGGCCACUGAAAAGUUGGAUAAACUUGUCGAAGCGUGCCUGAAAUCGUUGUCGCGCUCUUCGAGAGCUGGCUUAGAUCAGGCGAUGCGCACGACGGCGUGGCGCGUAGCCACGUCCUUAGCUAAGAACGCGCGCGAAGUGAGCGUGAUGGAGGCGCGAGCGGCGCUGGCGAACCUAGAAGAAUAG
This is a messenger RNA of Ostreococcus tauri, 2358 nucleotides long. RefSeq names its product Helicase, C-terminal. Lineage: Eukaryota; Viridiplantae; Chlorophyta; Mamiellophyceae; Mamiellales; Bathycoccaceae. Gene Ontology annotation, molecular function: ATP binding; nucleic acid binding. The record is from RefSeq and is a predicted model, not a curated record. The transcript has a single exon. The coding region runs from base 1 to 2358 and encodes 785 amino acids.